CUUCAAUAGAAACCGUUGACUACUAGAUAUUUUCCUACCAAAGAUGCGGAAUGACUUGUUCUUGAGGAUAUAAUAAGUAUAAUACACACGAUAAUUUAUCUGAAACCUAGGAAUUCGCCAGUUCUUCAUCGGAAAUCGUCCUCACUUACAAACCAUCCACCCACUUUCCACCCAUCCAUAACCCGAUACACAUAGUACCACUUCCAAUCCUCCCCGCAUAUAUCCGUCACUCAUUUUCACAAUGGCGCCCAACAGAGGCUCCUCUUCCAAAGCCUCAAACAAAUCCUCCUCUGCCUCCAAAUCCAAAUCCAAACCCCUCUCCUCCAGCUCCCGCGUCUCCAAACCCAAAUCCAAGUCCUCCGUCUCCCGGCCCCCACCCAAGGAAGUAAAAGCCAAACCGCGCACCGCCCCAGAGAAUCUGAAGAAAAGGAAGAGACGCGUAUACACCGAGAAGGAGCUGGAUCUGCCGCAGCUGAAUAUGAUUACGCCUGUGGGCGUGACCAAGCCGAAGGGGAUGAAGAAGGGGAAGGUGUUUGUGGAUGAUCAGGAGAGUAUGAUGACUAUUCUAGCCAUGGUGAAUGCAGAAAAGGAGGGCCAGAUCGAGUCGAAGAUGAUGAAGGCGAGACAGCUGGAGGAGAUCCGUGAGGCGAGGAGGAAGGAGGCGGAAGCGAGGCAGAUGGAGAAGAAGGAGAAGCUGGAAAGCGUGAAAGAUUCGCUCCGACGGAAGAAGCGGCAGAGUACUGAUGGGGCUAAGCAUAAUGGGAAGAAAACAUCAUCGUCCUCGUCAUCGGGAGAAACGAAGUCGUCAAAACCUAGUCGGAAGCGGGUAUCAUUCGCGUGAAAGGAUAGCGUUGUAAACUGUAUGGAAGGCGCACCAUGGAGUAAAUGGAAAAGUAUUGUCUUUUACUGGAAGGGAUUAUAUUCGUCAUGAUACCAUUUUCCUUGUUCUUUUUUCUUUCUCACUUUUUUCUUUUAUCUGAUCUGAAUUGCUUGAAUAGGGCACUGGCGUUGUUUCUAAAAAUAUGUUUUUCCCGUUAUGAUAUGUACAGCAGUGUUGGAACGAAUUUUAUCAUACUUUUCAAUGCCUUCUCUAUUGAUCAAAAUAUCUCUCUAAAUCUAUAUAUAAUAGGGGAAAACAUAUCGUCGUUAUAUAAUACAGACCGAACAUAUACCCAACUGCAACAGCAACUUAAUCCAGCCCAAUGCUUAAAUUAAUUACCCAAAUCGACCGCCGUACUCUUCCCCAUACUCACAAAC
Molecule: messenger RNA, 1257 nt
Organism: Blastomyces dermatitidis ER-3
Lineage: Eukaryota; Fungi; Ascomycota; Eurotiomycetes; Onygenales; Ajellomycetaceae
Exons: 3
Coding region: 242-841 (199 amino acids)
Biological process (GO): intracellular mRNA localization; ribosomal large subunit biogenesis
Cellular component (GO): preribosome, large subunit precursor; nucleolus
Molecular function (GO): mRNA binding
Source: RefSeq, a predicted model, not a curated record